CUUCUUUUUUGUGUCUCCAAUAUUUUUUUUGACAAACAUGAAGAGAUAUCUUUGUUUAUAUUUAUCUGUUAUACUUGUAAUAGCAUUAGCAGUUAGUUUUGCAAUGGCAGAUACAAAUACAUUUUCUUCUUCCUUUUCCUCUGGAAAUGGAGAAGCUUCAGGAUUCUCCUCUUCAACUGAUGGAAAGCAAUCCUCCGCAUCCAACUCCCAAGUCGAUUCUACUGGAAAUGGUUCUGCUGCUUCUGAAGAUUCCAGCUCUACUACUUCUCAAGGCACCUCUAGUUCAUCCAUAUCUUCUUCUGUAGGCUCUGCCGACGCCAAAGGUAUUACAGCAGGUAACAAUGGUAAGAGUUCAACAGCAGCUGGUUCUAGUGCGUCUUCCAGUCAAGAUGGUGUUGCAAUAAGUUCAAGUGGUUCAACCAGUUUUGAUAAGAAUAUUAGUGGAGUGAACUUUCAAGGUCACAAACCACUACUUCAUCUUCCUCUUUUGGAAGUGACAA
Molecule: messenger RNA, 500 nt
Organism: Galdieria sulphuraria
Lineage: Eukaryota; Rhodophyta; Bangiophyceae; Galdieriales; Galdieriaceae
Exons: 1
Source: RefSeq, a predicted model, not a curated record